Molecule: messenger RNA, 126 nt
Organism: Chondrus crispus (carragheen)
Lineage: Eukaryota; Rhodophyta; Florideophyceae; Gigartinales; Gigartinaceae
Exons: 1
Coding region: 1-126 (41 amino acids)
Source: RefSeq, a predicted model, not a curated record
AUGCACCUUAAACAAUGCUUCAGUACCUCUUUCCAAAGGAGAGCUUUAAAAGCAGAGCAUCAACAAGAGUGCCACGAAAGGUUCUCUCUGAUGCUGCUGCACCUGCAAUAUGAAAGAAUGAUUUAA